ACAGAUAAUAAAAGCAAAAGUAAACGAACUCAAUGAAUUAAAUAUUAUAGUUGAGCUUAGUCAUUUGAGUAUAAAUUUUCAACCGCAAAAUUUUGCUAAGAGGGGCAUGUUACUAGAUACGAAUAAAAUUUUUGAAUUAUUGCUAUUAUCGACCUUAAACUCUCGCAUAUAAUAGCAGCUAUUCGCUUGAAACGCAAAUUAUUGCUGUUGGAAACAAAAAUCACUAAAAUUUUGUACUGCAAUAAAAAGUUUUCUUGAAUUAUAAAUAAACAAUAAUGAGUGUUCGUGAAAUAAAUGAUGAAAACCAUUUCCAAGCAGAGUUAUCAUCAGCUGGUAUUAAGCUUGUUGUUGUCGAUUUCACCGCUGCAUGGUGCGGUCCAUGUAAGAUGAUUGCACCACUAUUUAAUCAGCUUCCUACGAAGUACCCUAAAGCAAUCUUCCUUAAGGUUGAUGUUGAUAAAUGUCAAGACACCGCUGCUUCACAAGGCGUGUCUGCAAUGCCAACUUUCAUAUUCUAUAGGAAUCGUUCGAAAAUUGAUAGGAUCCAGGGUGCUGAUAUUCAAGGAUUAGAAACAAAAAUUAAGCAGCAUUAUGGAGUUGAAGGAGCAAAUGAUGACGCUGAAGAUUACGGACAAGGAUUAAUGGACUUAAAUACGUUCAUUAUGAAGAAUAUGUGUGAAUGUUUAAAUGAAGCAGAUGAUCACACUUUAGAGCACGCUUUAAACAGCGGUGGAGGGUAUCUGGCAUCAGACGUUGAUGAACAACUCAUUAUUUUUCUUACGUUCAACCAGGCUGUUAAAAUUCAUUCUCUGAAGCUUAAGGCACCACCAAAACAUGGCCCGAAAAAGAUUAAAAUCUUCAUUAACCAACCAGUAACACUUGACUUUGAUGCUGCAAGUAGCACCGCAGCCACUCAAGAAUUGGAAAUUAGUCCAAAGGAUUUAGAAAGUGCAAUCUCAUAAAUCUUCGGUUUGUUAAGUUCCAGAACGUUCAAAACUUGACUUUCUUUAUUGUGGAUAAUCAGUCUGGUGAUGAGAAGACAGUCAUCGAAAAUUUUCAAAUCAUCGGAGCUCCAAUUGCAACAACAAAGAUGGAUGAUUUUAAGCGUAUUGCUGGAAAGAAGGGAGAAAGUCAUUAGCACAGAAAUUUUGUUACUUUAAUAAACAAUUUAAUUUAACGAAACAAAAGAAUGGGAAAUUAAUCAGUUGUUGUAACUUGAAACAAUUUCGCAAGAGAAUAAAAAAUUAAUAAAAGAAUUUCAAAAAAAAAAAA
This is a messenger RNA of Clunio marinus, 1272 nucleotides long. NCBI's taxonomy places the organism in Eukaryota, Metazoa, Arthropoda, Insecta, Diptera, Chironomidae. The record is from the annotation of a GenBank genome assembly.